Molecule: messenger RNA, 637 nt
Organism: Salmo salar (Atlantic salmon)
Lineage: Eukaryota; Metazoa; Chordata; Actinopteri; Salmoniformes; Salmonidae
Source: RefSeq, a predicted model, not a curated record
AGCUGGAUGCAGAGGAGUGGUGGAAGCUACUGUGUGUGGAGUGUCUAGGAAGCUGUCUGAACGACAUCAGCCUGGGAGAACCAGACCUGUUAGCAGCGGGGGUGCAGCGGGAGCAGAACGAGCGGUUCAACGUGUACCUGAUGCCCACUCCUAACCUGGACAUCUAUGGGGAGUGUACGAUGCAGAUCACCCAUGAGAACAUCUACUUGUGGGAUAUCCACAAUGCCCGCGUCAAACUGGUUAUGUGGCCCCUCAACUCACUGAGGAGAUACGGACGAGACUCCACCUGGUUCACCUUUGAGUCAGGAAGGAUGUGUGACACGGGGGAGGGUCUGUUUACGUUCCAGACUAGGCAGGGAGAGAUGAUGUACCAGAGAGUCCACUCAGCCACACUGUCCAUCGCACAGCAACAUGAGAGGAUGAUGGAGGAGAAGACUUCACAGACCCACUCCAACCAGACAAUGUUAACCAAGUCCAUCUCCCUGCCUCGCAGUGCCUACUGGCAUCACAUAAUGCGUCAGAACAGUGUUGGAGACAUCUACAGCUACCAAGGUACGCACAAGCUAGUCAAAUCAAAUCAAAUGUAUUUAUUAAUCCCUUCUUACAUCAGCUGAUGUCACAAAGUGCUGUACAAAAA